Acomys russatus (golden spiny mouse) is the source of this 1238-nucleotide messenger RNA. It is a transcript of the gene F11r, whose product is annotated as F11 receptor. Gene Ontology annotation, cellular component: bicellular tight junction. Gene Ontology annotation, biological process: cell adhesion; establishment of endothelial intestinal barrier; regulation of membrane permeability. Bases 104 to 1006 code for a protein of 300 amino acids. The transcript is spliced from 10 exons. NCBI's taxonomy places the organism in Eukaryota, Metazoa, Chordata, Mammalia, Rodentia, Muridae. The record is from RefSeq and is a predicted model, not a curated record.
GGCCGGGCUCAACCUAGCAGGCGGACUCCAGUCCCAGCGCCGUGGAUCGCGAAGCCAUUCCCAGCAGAGUGGCGGCGCCCGUCGCGUCGGCGUUGUAAUUGCAAUGGGCACCAAGGGGAAAGCCGGGAGGAAACUGUUGUUUCUCUUCACGUCUAUGAUUCUGGGCUCUUCGGUACAAGGCAAGGGUGCAGUGUACACUUCUCAAGCUAAUGGUGUCGAGGUUCCCGAGAAUGAACCCAUCAAGUUGUCCUGUACCUACUCUGGUUUCUCCUCUCCCCGAGUGGAAUGGAAGUUCGUUCAAGGCAGCACUACCGCACUCGUUUGCUACAACAAUCAGAUCACAGCUCCCUAUGCAGACCGAGUUACCUUCUCAUCCAGUGGCAUCGAAUUCAGCUCUGUGACCCGGAAAGACAACGGGGAUUAUACGUGUAUGGUCUCGGAGGACGGUGGCCAGAAUUAUGGGGAGGUCAGCAUCCACCUCACUGUGCUUGUGCCUCCAUCCAAGCCGACCGUCAACAUCCCCUCCUCUGUCACCAUUGGGAACAGGGCAGUGCUGACCUGCUCGGAAAAGGAUGGCUCCCCGCCGUCUGAGUAUUCCUGGUUCAAGGAUGGGAUAUUCAUGGCUGCAGAUGCCAAGAAAACCCGUGCCUUCCUCAAUUCCUCAUACACCGUUGAUCCAAAGUCAGGGAAUCUGAUCUUUGAUCCUGUGACAGCCUUUGAUAGUGGUGAAUACUACUGCCAGGCCCAGAAUGGGUUUGGGACGCCCAUGAAGUCAGAGGCCAUACGCAUGGAAGCUGUGGAGCUGAAUGUGGGGGGCAUCGUGGCAGCUGUCCUGGUAACACUGAUUCUCCUUGGAGUCUUGGUUUUUGGCAUCUGGUUCGCCUAUAGCCGAGGAUACUUUGAAAGAACAAAGAAAGGGACUGCACCGGGUAAGAAGGUGAUUUAUAGCCAGCCGAGUGCUCGGAGUGAGGGAGAAUUCAAACAGACCUCUUCGUUCCUGGUGUGACCUGCUGUGGUGACUGUUUUCCACUUGCCUUACUCAGGUGCUACAGUUUCCAGCCCCUGCUGGCUGUAGCUGCACAGGAUGCCUUCCUUGUCUUUGAGGUCCCACUGGACCCCUCACUUUAUAUUUUAGCUAGGAUAUGAUUUUAAUACCGCCAGCCACUUCUCCCUCCUGUCUCCUGCCCCUCCUCCCUUUCCUACCACCAUUGGGUGGCCUGAAACUAAUUAAAGUUUCC